AACUCUUGUGUACUUCUUAGAACAUAAUUGGAGGCACCGGCAAAUUAUUUUAUAUUAUCAUAGGUUGCGCCAGACGAACUCAGGCCCUGUCCCACUGUACUACAACACAAUUACUUUUUGGCCGUCUAAAUUCAUUAGCCACAUGGGACUGGGGUUACAUAAAUGGAGGCACUGCUGGGAUCGUUCAUUGUAUGACCAGUUAAAGUCAAUUAAUUAAAAACGACUCUCACAUACAAUAAUGGCACACUCACUCAAUCCUCAGUUACUGGUUGAGCUACUGAACUGGGUUACAGAUGCAAAAGUAGAUCCAGCUAAUGCUUUGAUACUGAGUAAUGUACCCACAGAGGCAUCUGUAGCUGAUAUAACAGAGUCGCUGGAGGCUGUAAAAGUACUCGGCCGAGUUCGUUAUACCUCUAGAAAAUUAGUCUCCCAGCUACAGCAAGACAUGACACUCUGCAUGUGCCAAAACCCAGUUGACCCUAAAACAGCUCCCCCUGAGAUCUACCCCCUCAGUGGUGGAAACCCAUGGAAAGUGACUCUUCUCACGCAUGCCAUCGCCCCGCCUGAAGAUUUCACAUUGAAGGUGAUGAACCUAUUGCAAAGUGAAGGUAAAUCACUGACUGAUCUCCAGUCAUUAAUCGAGCCAAGCAUACCCGCACAGUCAGACCCAACCUCCAUCAUUCGUGCUGUGGGGGAGUUACUGGAAAAAACAAUGCGGCCUCCACCAGACAACAAUACUUUUCGGAAGUUGCGUGUUUUUUCAGGAGUGAUCCCCACGCCUGCUGGGGAGGAGACCCUGGAAAACUGGAUAGAGCAGGCACAGUUAAUGUUGGAUGAGUGUGAUGGUUCUGUAAGAGAGAAAAAGAAAAGGAUUCUUGAAAGUGUAAAAGGCCCGGCGUUUGAAAUAGUCCAGGCUGUGCGAUACAAUGAUGCAGACGCGCGUCCUGAGGACUAUUUAGCAGCCCUGGAAAAUGCGUUCGGAACCACCAAGUCUGGUGAAGAUUUCUAUUUUGCAUUCCGAUCUAUGCAACAAAAGUCAGGUGAACGGCUUUCAGAUUAUCUGAGGAGAUUAGAGAAGGCUUUGUCCAAAGCAGUCCAGAAGGGAGGCCUUUUUCCCACUUCCCGAGAUCGUGCACGCGUAGAACAAUUAUUAAGAGGUGCCGCAUCAGAGUCAGACAUCUUGUUACUCCAGCUGCGCUUAAAAGAGAGGUUAGGGAACCCUCCUUCUUUCAUGGAGUUGCUUAGUGAGAUUAGAGUAGAAGAGGAUCAGAAAGCUAUAAGACGGAAUCUCACCACUAGCACCCGCACUGUGCGGACCACAGAGGACAGUACAGCCCACACUGCUGAACUAGACAUCCUCAGGAGUCAAGUAAAAGCUUUAGAAGCUAAAGUACAGCAGCUAUCAUCCAAAGAGAGACCCCCAGCGCUACAUGUUGAUCCUGAAGUGCAAUCACUGAAGGAACAAGUGGCCAGCUUGCAACUGUUGAAUCAGUUCAGUGAGCAAUCAGCCAGGGAUGGGACCCCAAUAACACCGGGGAAGUACCCCCAAAAAUUUACACCAAGACUGCCCUUCAAACCUAAGAAAAGCCACAACACUACAGGUGAUCAGAGUGUAUUUUGCUACCGCUGUGGAGAGGAUGGCCACAUCACUAAAAACUGUAGUGGCACUGAAAACCCCUCUAAAGUGAUAACUAAACUAAUCAGAAGCAACCAAAUGCUCAAACAAAACCAAAAGAGUCCCUCAACCAAUCCCUCUGGGAAAACAGGACAUGUUGGUCAACUCAAAAGCAGCUCAAUAGAGCCUAGUGAGCCAGCCACGAUCCCUCAAGGCUUAGUAGGUGAAUCUAGCAUGGGGAAAGUCAUAAUAGAAGGGCAGGCAUGUGACGCUUUGAUGGACGGUGGCUCCAAUGUGUCCAUUGUCUUCGAAGACUAUUAUAACAAGCACUUGUCCCACCUACCACUUCACUCCAUUUCGAGCUUGGAGCUAUGGGGCCUAAGUCAGGUUAGCUACCCCUAUAAAGGCUACAUUGCAGCUGAAAUUCAAUUUCUCGAAGAUGGUGAGCAGUGUGAGCCCAAGGUGGUGCUCAUUUUAGUCUGCCCAGAAAGUAAUGGCCCUGAAAAACUGCCACUCAUUAUUGGCACCAAUGCCCGAGCAUUCAGCCAUGCCUCACGGUCCAGUAAUGUUCAUGUUGACCCCAAGAUAGCCCGAACCAUGCGUAUAGGUACACACCUAUCCCGUAGUGAUCCUCUGGCUGUAGUUAAGUGGAGUGGACCUGGACCCCUUACUGUGCCUUCUGGUAGUGAGUGUUCAGCUAUUUGUAAGGUGUUGUGUAAUGAAGCACUUGAAAAUAGUAUCCUCGUAGUUGAGCCUCCUUCUAAUGGGGCACUUCCAGCUGGAGUGUUAAUGCCCCCCUGCGUCCUUCUCUCCGAUGAGAUGGAUUGCAACAGAUUUUCAGUUCUGUUAAAGAACGAGUCUGCCAAAACAAAAGCCAUCCCCAAGGGUACAGUGAUAGCCUACGUGCACAAAGCAGAAGUUGUCACCCAAGUGCAGCAGGCAGAGACCCCAUCUAGCACACUUGACCCUGCCAUCUUUAAUUUUGGUGACUCUCCCAUCCCAGAGAACUGGAAAACCCGACUGGCACAGAAAUUAGCUCAUCGGCCUGAGGUUUUUUCGCUGUCAGAGUGGGAUGUGGGCUUGGCGAAAGGGGUGGAGCAUUGUAUUAGGUUGAAGGACCCUAGCCCUUUCCGGGAGAGAGUCAGGCGCCUUGCGCCAGCAGAAAUCGAUGAGGUCCGCAAACACCUACAGGAGCUCCUUGCCGCAGGGAUUAUCAAAGAGUCUCGCAGCCCGUACGCCUCUCCCAUAGUGAUCGCUAGGAAGAAGAAUGGUAAAAUAAGAAUGUGCGUCGAUUAUCGCACUCUUAAUUUGAGGACCAUACCUGACCAAUACACCUUACCUCGGAUUGAUGAUGCUUUGGCCAGUCUUACAGGAAGCUGCUGGUUUUCUGUGCUCGAUCUUCGUUCAGGCUACUACCAAAUCGCAAUGUCCGAGGAAGACCGGGAAAAGACAGCGUUCAUCUGCCCGCUGGGGUUUUAUCAGUUUGAGCGGAUGCCCCAAGGCAUCACCGGGGCCCCGGCCACAUUCCAGCGAUUGAUGGAAAAGGCCGUCGGAGACAUGAACCUGCUUCAAUGUCUGGUUUACCUUGACGACCUCAUUGUGUUCGGUCGCACUCUGGAAGAACACGAAGAGCGUCUUCUACGGGUACUUGACCGACUAGCAGAAGUUGGUUUGAAACUUUCCCUGGACAAGUGUCAGUUCUGCCAGCCAGAAGUAAAGUAUGUGGGACACAUUGUGUCCGCGGCCGGUAUUGCAACUGACCCCGACAAAAUCAAGGCUGUAGCCAAUUGGCAGCCUCCCACCGACUUGAAGUCACUGCAGUCAUUUCUGGGGUUCUGUGGCUAUUACCGCAAAUUCAUCAAGAAUUACUCAGCCAUAGUUCGCCCUCUCACUGAUCUAACAAAGGGAUAUCCUCCGGUGAGGAAGGGGAUGAAGCCCGCCAAAUCCAGUGCUAAAGGUCAUUUUCGACCUUCUGAGCCCUUUGGCGAGCGCUGGACACAAGCCUGCACUGAUGCUUUUUGCCAAAUCAUCCAAUGUCUUACCAGUGCUCCAGUGUUGGCUUUUGCAGAUGCAACAAAACCCUACAUCCUACAUGUGGAUGCCAGCCUGGAUGGGCUGGGGGCAGUCCUUAAUCAAGAAUACCCUGAAGGGUUGCGACCUGUGGCAUUUGCUAGCCGCAAGUUAAGCCAAUCCGAGAAAAAUUACCCUGUCCACCAACUUGAAUUUCUGGCAUUGAAGUGGGCCGUAGUGGAUAAGUUCCACAAUUAUCUCUACGGUGCCAGAUUCACGGUGAGAACCGAUAACAACCCACUAACCUAUGUCCUCACCACAGCCAAGUUGAGCGCUACGGGCCAUAGGUGGUUGGCUAGCUUGACCACGUAUGACUUCGACAUUAAGUACAAGCCUGGCAGAGAAAACGUAGAUGCUGAUUGGCUGUCCAGGAAUGCCAUGGAAAGAGACGAUGGAUGGGGACACAUUCCCCCAUCUGGUGUUAAAGCUCUUUGUCGCCAGUUUAGUGUCACUCAACCAGCUGCACGACCCACCCGUCUCGUAGACCAACUUGGAGUUCCCCCAACUGUCAUCCCCCCUGCUUAUGCUUUGUCCACUCAUCUCGGAGUGAGUGCUCUAGAAAUGCUUAGCAGUGAGGAAUUGCGUAGAGCGCAAGAUAGGGACCCUGACAUCAGUGUUGCUAAGCAAGCUGUACAAAGUGGAGUUUGGCCUACCUCGCAAAGCUGCACGGCAGAUGUUGCACUGCUGCAACGAGAACGCAGCAGGCUUCUGAUAAAGUCGGGCCGGUUGUACAGGAAAACCACCAGACCUGUGGGUGGACCGGUUUCCCAACUGGUCCUCCCAAAGGAACAUCGUCUUAAAGUGCUUAAGUCUGUUCAUGAUGAUUCUGGCCAUCUGGGAGUUGACCGCAUCAUUGACAUGGUAAAAGACCGAUUCUAUUGGCCAAAAAUGGCCUCUGACAUUUCCCAGUACAUCAAGGACUGUGGCAGGUGUGUUGCCCGUAAAACGCUUCCACAUAGGGCCGCAUGUUUGAAACAGAUGACUAGCAGUGGUCCACUCGACUUGGUGUGUAUAGACUUUCUGUCUAUAGAGCCUGAUGCAACGGGGAUAACCAACGUUCUUGUGGUGACAGACCACUUUACUCGUUAUGCACAAGCUUUUGUAACAAGGGACCAAAAGGCGACCACUGUUGCCAAGGUGCUGGUCGAGAAAUUUUUUGUGCAUUAUGGCCUGCCCUCCAGAAUCCAUUCGGACCAGGGACGUGAUUUCGAGAGUCGUCUCAUCAAAGAGUUUUUGGGCAUGUUGGGCAUAAAAAAAUCCAGAACAAGUCCGUAUCAUCCCCAAGGUGACCCUCAGCCUGAGCGUUUUAACCGAACGCUCUUGUCUAUGCUCGGUACCCUCCAACCCAGUCAAAAGCAACACUGGAGUCAGUACGUCAGUUCACUAGUCCACGCCUAUAAUUGUACUCGUAAUGAUGCGACGGGUUACUCUCCCUACUACCUAAUGUUCGGGCGUGAGGCUCGUCUGCCCAUUGAUUUGUGUUUCGGAACUUCUCCUGCUGGAGAUGACUCUAGUGACUACUUGCGGUAUGUUGAGAAACUGAAAAGUGACCUGAAAAGGGCAUAUGAGUUGGCAGUAACAGUUGCUAACAAGUCACAUGAUAAGAACAAGCGAUACUAUGACAACAGAGUGAGAAACCAAGUGUUAGAACAGGGGGAUCGUGUGCUCAUACGAGCUCUGGGCAUGCCUGGAAAGCACAAGCUUGGCGACAAAUGGCAUUCUGACCCUUAUGUUAUUAUUGAAAAACUACCUGACUUACCUGUGUACAGAGUGCAGCCCGAGAAGGGUAAAGGUAUAGUCAAGACCUUGCACCGGGACCACCUUUUACCCAUAGGGUAUCUGGUCAGGUUUCCCUCAGAUUUGGGGGAGGAACGACUACCACAGAGACCUGUGACGCGAUUUCAUCCGAAGCAAAAGUCAGCUGAAGAGUCCAACCAGGAACGCCACUUGGAAGACACCGAGGAACACUGGAACUUACCUGCUGACCGAAGGGAGGACAUCUUACUGGCACUUGACCUGCUGGUGGAUCGUUUGAGUGGAGAUGUUCCCCUGGAAAAUGCACUUAUCCAGCAUAACAUUGAUGAAGAAGGCAUUGAUGGAGAUACUGAGGAGGAGGUAGAUGCUGUCCCGGAAGGACAAGACAUAGAGCAAUUUCAGCAAUUGCCGAAAGACACGGUGGUGGACACAGGUCUAGAAGGGGGAGAGCUCCCCUCUGCUAGUCAGUCCCAGGGUACUGCAGAGCCUAUCUGUAACCGUCCUGUCCGGAGACGAGUGAAGCCCAUAGUGCGGUUAAGCUAUGACAGACCUGGCCAUUCCAUCAAUGAACCUAUUGUAGUUGUGCAUAGGGGGUUGAGGAUCACUAUUAAAAGAGACUCCCCAUUGCUACGUUAAAGUUGGAAUACUGUAUCAGGACACAAACAGGUUUAUGACUCUAGUCUGUAGCCUACUUGCCAGACACUGAUAUUGACAUUUACCUGAUGUGAUAGAUGUAAACUUGUGUGAUGAGGACAUCAACAUCCUUUUAGAAAGGGGAGAUUGUAGCCCUCAGGCUAUUCUUGUCAUUCAUUCCUACUCAAAUUAAAAUGUUUGUGUAAUAAACAGUAGUUCAUGAAGUGUAAACAUGUUGGAAAUGUGGAUUAUACAAUGUUAAAAACAGUCAUGUUACAUACAGUUAGAAGUCAGAGUUAAAAGAGGUUUAGUUGUAAAAUGCAUUCAUAUUGGGUUGUUGGCACAAAUGACAUAAGACCACGUUUAUUGUGGGGUAGUGAAGCAUCCCUUUAUUCUCUCAGCUUUGUAUGUGUAUUCUUAACCAAUCCUGUCCGCAGUUUAUUUCGGUAGGAGGGACUUAGCGUCACCUACGUUGACAACACGUUGGUAAUAGCAGAGGCUGUUUUAUAGGUGUCCGAGAAGGACUGCUGUAAGCUGUAAACGCAUUCUGAAAGAAUUCCUAACUUCCCAGACUGACAAAGAGUCGUCCUGUGGUCUAUGUGUGUGAACUCUGUGAAGCUGCCAGAGGACCGGACAUUGGCCAUACGAGGGAGAGAGUAAGGACCGGGAGAGCCCUGGACCGUGGGAAAGGCUAUAGCUGCUGUACUUGACUGUGGUUCGUUGCCACGUGUGGCUGUGCACUUC
Messenger RNA from Melanotaenia boesemani (Boeseman's rainbowfish), 6817 nucleotides. RefSeq lists its product as uncharacterized. Gene Ontology annotation, molecular function: zinc ion binding; nucleic acid binding. The coding region runs from base 239 to 6076 and encodes 1945 amino acids. Gene Ontology annotation, biological process: DNA integration. The record is from RefSeq and is a predicted model, not a curated record. Lineage: Eukaryota; Metazoa; Chordata; Actinopteri; Atheriniformes; Melanotaeniidae. The transcript has a single exon.